Messenger RNA from Danio rerio (zebrafish), 5021 nucleotides. The record is from RefSeq and is a predicted model, not a curated record. Lineage: Eukaryota; Metazoa; Chordata; Actinopteri; Cypriniformes; Danionidae.
AGAGAUUCAGUAUUGAACGAAAUUUCAACAAGGAAAGUAUUGAAUAUAGGUAUUGUUUUUAGGAUCUUAUUUUUGUGUAUAAAACAUUUACAGCGUGUAAGACAACGGCACAUAAUCAAAAGAGUUCAAGGUUGUUGCGGCGCUUCCUGUGACGUCACCGCGCACGGACGUCCGUAAUGGACUUGCAGCUGUUCCCUGACAAACAAUAACAAGAGGAGCGAGCGACUGAACGAGCAAACGGCGGCGGCUUUUCCGCGUCUGUGACCGCGCUGAUAUUGAGCCCGCGAGGCGUCUCGACUCUGACAUUACCGGCGAGGAAAACUCUGGCCUCCGCUGCCUCUUCUUCCGAGUCGGAAACCGGCGGAGCUUCGCCGCCACCGCGGAAGAAAAGCCGAGUCUCGGCGGCGGAGGGAGCAGGACAGAGCGGGGCGUCUGCAGCCGGGAUCACGGGCCUCUCUGCGGCGUCUCUCCCAACCCCCCACCGGCGCUCGGCCAUCGGCUUCAAUAACAGCCCACAGGCGCGCGGAUCCGCCACCGUCACCGCGGAUCAUAACAUGCAGGCCAACGGCACCGGAGGACAAGAGCCGGAGCCGCAGCUGUCCUGCCGGAACGGAGAGUCCUCGUCCUCCGCCGCGGGAGCUGUGCACUCCAACGGGCUGCUGUCCUCCGCUAAUAACGGGUUGCCGUCGUCCACCGAGAGCCCGGCUCCGGACACCGGGAUGAAGAAGAAGAAACGGCUGUCCCAGAGCGACGAGGACGUGAUCAGACUCAUCGGACAGCAUCUACACGGGCUGGGACUCAAGCUGAGAGUGACCUGAAUGAGCUGAAGGCACUGAUGCAUUCACCCAGCGCUGUGGUGCGCAUGAAGUUCCUGCUCCUUCAGCAGAAGUACCUGGAGUAUCUGGAGGACGCCAAGGUUCUCGAGGCACUGCAGGUGCUCAGGUCCGAGCUCACACCGCUCAAGUACAACACCGAGCGCAUCCACGUCCUCAGCGGGUACCUGAUGUGCAGUAAUUCAGAGGAUCUGCGUCUGAAAGCGGAGUGGGAAGGCAAAGGAACAGCCUCGCGAUCCAAACUCCUGGACAAGCUUCAGACGUAUCUCCCUCCGUCAGUGAUGCUGCCUCCUCGGCGGCUGCAGACUCUGCUCCGUCAGGCGGUGGAGCUGCAGAGAGAUCGAUGUCUUUACCACAACACCAAGCUGGACAGCGGCCUGGACAACGUCUCGCUGCUCAUUGACCACGUCUGCAGCAGGAAGCAGUUUCCCUGCUACACCCAGCAGAUCCUGACCGAGCACUGCAAUGAAGUCUGGUUCUGCAAGUUCUCCAACGACGGCACCAAACUGGCCUCGGGCUCCAAAGACACCACCGUGAUCAUCUGGCAGGUCGACCCUGACUCUCAGCAGCUCAAGCAGCUCAAGACUCUGGAAGGUCAUGCCUAUGGGGUUUCCUAUCUGGCCUGGAGCCCCGAUGACACUUACCUGAUAGCGUGCGGCCCAGACGACUGCUCCGAGCUCUGGCUCUGGAAUGUUCAGACAGGGGAACUGAGAACCAAAAUGAGCCAGUCUCAUGAGGACAGCCUGACCAGCGUGGCCUGGAAUCCAGACGGCAAGCGUUUUGUUACCGGGGGUCAGAGAGGCCAGUUCUACCAGUGUGAUCUGGACGGGAACCUGCUAGACUCUUGGGAAGGCGUCCGUGUUCAGUGUCUGUGGUGUUUGGGUGACGGCAGGACAGUUCUGGCCUCAGACACACAUCAGCGCAUACGAGGAUACAACUUUGAAGACCUGACUGACAGAAACAUAGUUCAAGAGGACCAUCCUAUAAUGUCCUUCACCGUGUCAAAGAAUGGAAGAUUAGCUCUGUUAAACGUCGCAACUCAGGGGGUUCAUCUGUGGGACCUGCAGGACCGGGUAUUAGUCCGGAAGUACCAGGGUGUGACUCAGGGCUUCUACACCAUCCACUCCUGCUUUGGAGGAUACAACGAAGACUUUAUCGCGAGUGGCAGUGAAGAUCACAAAGUUUACAUCUGGCACAAGCGUAGCGAGCUGCCGAUCGCCGAGCUGACAGGACACACACGCACCGUCAACUGUGUGAGCUGGAAUCCGGUGCUGCCAGGCCUGAUGGCCAGCGCCUCUGAUGACGGCACGGUCAGGGUUUGGGGUCCGGCGCCCUUCCUCGACUCCCAGGACACCGACGGACUCACCGUAGAAUGCUAUAGCAUGGACAGUUGAUGUUGACUCUGGAGCAGAUGUCCACUUCGGGAAACACACAGUGAGACACACUAUAGACUUCUGUGAAUAAAGAAUGAGAAAUGAAGUAAAUGGAACGGCAGUUUUUUCCAGGCGGUUUCACAUCCCCACCCGCGGAGACGCCGUUUCACUCGAUUAAACAUGACGCCGGCGGCCACCUUUUCUCCAUCUGACUUCGCAUCCGUGCGCCGCAUCACUUGACGGACAUGAUGAGGACAUGCCCCCUCGGUGGAAGCUCCGCCUCCUCCUGCAAACACUGAGUGGACGACUGCCUCCUGGACACGCCCACACACAAACACACACACACAGAGUUAUUUAUUACCGCUUUAAUUUAUUAUUGUGAAUGAAUCAAGGCCUCAGGCUUGCUUUGUGUUCCGUACGGUAAUAUGCAGUCAGCGAGGAGACUAAAAAUGCGGAGAGAAAACCAAUCAUAUCCUUACUUCUCAGCAUGAACUUCUUUUGGCCGCCUCGUCCGCUUGAAAGUGAGUGUCUUCACCAGCAGAGGUAAUGUUUUCCUUUAUUCUCCACUAUUUUAAAUGACAGCCAUUUUUAACAGCUUAACGAACCCACUCAUGUUUUUGUUUUCGUGGCAACGAUUUGAUCGGUUGUUAUUCUUUCUUCUGGAGAUGGAAAUUGACGAAGACGCAUUAAACACCCGCGACCCGUAGACUUCCAGCAUGCUAAACGUCCUGCUAGGUUACAAACACAUGUAAAUAUCGGCCUCCGUAAGUGGCUAGUAGCUGUUCAUGUCACGAAAUCAAGGUCGUUUUCGCAGUGAAUGUGUGUGUGUGAGAGGAACGAACUCCCAAAUAUGUGUUUGUGGCGAGCGCUCCGUUGUUUUCGUCUCGUUUCAUAUUAUUUUUAAAAGGGGAAAUGAAGCACUCGGUCAAGUUUACAUUAUUUUGAACACUGGAUUCCACUUUAAUGAAAAUGUAUUAAUUUAACUUGAUUAAUGAAUCCAUUUUGAAGAAAACAGCAUGUUUUAUAGUGGAUUUUAGACCUAGGGAGGAUAUCGCUGUGUCUGACGUCACAGGGUUGGUUCUGUUCCCUCAGCUGAACAGAUACAGUGGAAUUAAAGGACUGAACACAGAGACUGAACAGCCUAAUUUAACCCAAUGCGUGAAGUUGUGGACGUGGAGCUGCUGCAAAUACAAGCAUCAGAUGUGUGUCUAAUAUAAACAUAUAUAUUUAUUCUAUUUUCUUUUUUUCCUUUUUAAUUAUCGAUCAUUUGAUGCGCUUUGGUCCACUCUCUGUGUUACGCUGCCUGACUGCCUGUAUUUUUUUCAACCAUGGUAGUAACGGACUGAACACAGAUACGAGACAGCCUAAUUUAACCCAGUGCAGGAAGUUGUGGACGUCCAUCGCAGAUUUAAGCAUUUAAGUGUUUGAAGUUGUGUAUUUUUCUUUUGUUAACACCUUUGGUUUGAUGCACUGUGGUCCACUCUCAUGCUGCUCCAGAGCUGCCUGACGCGUCAUACGUGACUUUCUGCUUUACUUAGUCUAGUCUGUGUGUAUUAUUUCAAUACGUAUUCCCUUAUACUAAGUCUCUCAACAUGUACCUGCCGUGAAAACAGCGCCGAUCCUUGUUUGGUCUGAACAUGAGCAGAGAUGAGGGGCUGUAGUAGUGAAAAGUGAAAUGGUUCGCCCCUGCCUAGAUUGUAUGUGCUGGAUUGCGUGUGCUGAAACGUGUGUGCAUACAUACAUAUACAUACAUCUGAUGCUUGUAUUUGCAGCAGCUCCACGUCCACAUCUUCAUGCAGUGUGUUAAAUUAGGGUGUUCAGUCUAUUACUUCCACUGUAUCUGUUCAGCUGAGGGAACGGAACCAACCCCGUGACGUCAGACAGCGAUAUUCACCCUAGGUCUAAAAUCUACAGUAAAACAUGCUGUGUUCUGCUAAACGGUUUCAUCAAUAGAGUUAGUUUAGUAAAUUUUCAUUGAAGUGGAAUCCAGUGUACAAAACAAUGCUAACUAGUGCGCUUCACUUCCCCUUUAAUGCUUUUUUUUAACGUGUUUAGGAUUACUCGUCGUUUUAUUGACUUUUAUUUUGUUUAUUUUCUGUUGGCUUUAUUGCUUUACCCUUGUAUUAUGGUAUAUAUCUCGGCAAGUGGCCUCUUAAAUGCUUUUUUCUAUCGGUGAAUUUCUUAUACUUUCAUAGCAUCAGUACAGGUGUACUCUUAAUGAUUUGGGUGUUCAGAGUGUGAUCACUCCAGCGAACUACAUUGCCUACUUUGAGUUCUUCUGUAAUUAUGUGCUCUUCAUAUGAAGAAUCUAUAGAUAUAAAUAUAUAUAAAUAAUAUAUAUAUUAAUACAGACUUGCGUGUGUGUAUUUCUCGCCAUGUAUCCUCCCUUACAGAUGUUAAGCGUUUCUCACCUGCAUCAGGUAAACUCCUUGUACAGGUUACUCGUACCCUGACCUGUUCUGAGUGACGCCGAGAAAAAAAAGGCAAAGCGGUGCAUGCAGAAACACCCUCACACGUGGAGAUCUCGCACACUCGUGGUGUUGUACGUUCUGGUUUAUGCAACUGAACUGCUUUCCUUUCCUUUGCUUCUGAAUAUUUGUGUUUCCUUCCAGUCUUAGGUUUUGAGGUUGUUGUGCUUCGGGCUGGUGAACUAAGCUAGACUUUUGGCCUAAGUUUAUUGCGGUCAGGUUCACGAGGAUCUGUCCUGCAUUUUCAGUGUGUUAUUAUUCUAAGUGAUUGUACUAUUAUGUAAUGUUCUGUAGGAGAGGUGUUAUGUAUACAUACUUUCAAUAAAGCAUUCAGGGUUUUAAGACUA